This is a messenger RNA of Didymodactylos carnosus, 1341 nucleotides long. The record is from the annotation of a GenBank genome assembly. Lineage: Eukaryota; Metazoa; Rotifera; Eurotatoria; Philodinida; Philodinidae.
AUGGUUAAACGACAAGUCGACGAGGGUCUUGUUUUAUAUACACAAAAUAAUUAUGAAGAUGCGAUAAAAAAAUGGAAAACAGCUCUUCAUAAAAUGAAAGAUAAUCGUCUAAGAUUUACCACACUCGGUUAUAUUGCAUCGGCAUGUCGUGAUCGUGGACGAAAUCGUGAUUAUUUAGUUUAUAGUGUUCAACAAAUAGAUAUUGCUCAUGAACUUGACGAUAAUGUAUUUCGUUCACAAGCCUAUUUAAAUUUAGCACGUGCCAAUGAAAUUCUUGCUGAUUAUUUCAAAGCUGUUUCGUAUAGUCGUUCAUCUCUUCAACAUGCAUGUUCAAAUGAUCGUAUUCAAGGUUAUGCAUAUUUAACCAUGGCCGAUGCUUAUAUUGGUAUUUGUAAUUUUUCUAAAACAUUAGAAUGUCUUGAUAAAACAUUAUCGAUUGCUCGUGAACACGAUGAUUAUGUUAUGGAAAUACAAUUGUUAAAUACGAUGGGUAAAGUAUUUCUUGCAUUAAAAGAUUUUCCAAAAGGAUUAAAAUAUCAAGAAAAAGCACUACAAUUAGCCAUUUCAAAUGCAAAAUUUUCAAAUGAAGAAACAUCUAAUACGGCAACAAAAUUUGUACGAUUGACAAAAUUAAAAUUAGCUACUCCUUAUCGAUUAUUAGGAGAUUAUGAUUCAGCAACAAAAUGUGUAGAAGAAGCUAUGAGUUCGGCGAGUGCGGUUGGUGAUCGACCUGUUCAAGCCAAAUGUUUAGUUGUUCUUGGUGAUAUUCAACGAUCAAAAGAUAAUGCCGAAUCGACCUCCCAUAGUGAAUAUGUGUACUACACAAUGCUGUUUUCUUCUUUUGUUCAUUCAAAGACGGCAUGUAAAAAAUAUCAAGCAGCACUUCCAAUGUUACAAGACAUGGGUGAUCGUUAUGGUUAUACACUUUCAAUGUUAUGUUUAGCAAAAGCAUUGAUCAAAUUAGAAGGUCAAAAACAUACGGCCGUUGAAGUAUUAUCAACAGCUUUAUCUACUGCCCAAGCAAUUGGCAAUAAAUUGCUGCAAGCUCGUUGUUAUUUAUUAAAUGAAAUAGGCUAUUUAUCAGAAAAUCGUUCAGAUGACGCAAAAAUAGCCUCUGAAACCGCUUAUCGUUUAUUCAAAGAAAUGGAUUUAUAUUGUAUAUGUGAUCAACCCAUUGGUUUUCAUCGAGAGGCACUUCAAAUUCUUCCUUGUACACAUAUAUUUCAUGAAAGAUGCAUAAUUCCACUAUUACAAAAAUGGACCGUUGAGACACAAAAUUGCCCAAGAUGUAAAAAAGGAUUAAUUUAUAAUAGAAGUUAUGUAGCUUUUUGUUGUGAUUGA